Messenger RNA from Lotus japonicus, 1110 nucleotides. RefSeq lists its product as uncharacterized. The coding region runs from base 16 to 495 and encodes 159 amino acids. The record is from RefSeq and is a predicted model, not a curated record. The transcript has 2 exons. Gene Ontology annotation, molecular function: acylphosphatase activity. NCBI's taxonomy places the organism in Eukaryota, Viridiplantae, Streptophyta, Magnoliopsida, Fabales, Fabaceae.
UAUUUUUAAUUAACAAUGUCGUUGCGAAUAGCUUCAACCACGAUUAGGAUGAUUCACCUGAGACCCAGAUUCCUCGCGUAUUGGAGCAAUCUCAGCAUCAAAUCUGCUUCAAGAAACUUCCAUUUCCCUCAUUCAAACCCUUCUUCGAUUCAUCUCUCUCUCCCUCAUCCUCCCCCUCGCUCUCUCUCUGCAAUGACAACUCCUCAACCUUCCUCCGACUCCAAAACGGAGAGAGUGGUGAUAAAGGGGAGGGUACAAGGGGUGUGGUACAGGAACUGGACGGUGGAUAAUGCGACGGAGCUAGGGCUGAAGGGGUGGGUCCGGAACCGGAAAGAUGGGUCAGUGGAGGCUCUGUUCUCGGGGAAGCCUGAUGCGGUGAAGGAAAUGGAGCAGCGGUGUCGGCGUGGACCGCCGGAUGCCGUCGUCACGGGCCUUGAGGUUUUCCCCUCUGAUGAUGACCCUGGGACUGGAUUCCAGCGGAAACAAACUGUUUGAUCAAAUGCUUGAAUCGUGCCUGCGCUUGGUUACUACAUUAUAGGUGUGUUUUGAUCUUGUUUUUGAUGUAGCUAGUUGAUGAUUCUACAGAAUUACAUGUAAUAUUUCACUAGGAAAUCAAUGAUUUUCAAAUUGUAUUGCUUUUCUUUUUACAAGAUGAUUGGAUUGGAUAUGUGAGGCUGCAGAUUGCAUUGGUUCCUUAGCAGCACAAGUAGUGUAGUGUAUGUGUUCAAAAGAGUGUGUGUGUGUUGCAUAUGAGAAACUUUGUAAUGUUAUUACAGUUGAGCCGGACUCAAUCUGCUUGGCUAUGAGAUGGAUGAGAUAAAAGUGGCUUAUAAUCGUCUCGACUGGCCAUCAUGAAGUGUACUUGACUGUGGAUCCUUUACUUGGACGUUACUUUGCUUGAUAGGCUUUUGUGGCCGACCAGAACAAGAGCCUCCAACUUGGAAUCUAAUGUACAUGGGCCGACUGGAACAUGAGCCUCAAGUUUUAACAAGUUUACUUCAUAUGAAAUGUACUAGAAGCUACACAAACAUUCAAAGGUAAAAACAAUUUUUUAAGGUGCUUACUUUGAACUAGUGUCUGGCCGAGAUGCAAUUCAUCUAUUCUUAAUCA